AUGGCCCCUCUGGCCCUAGCCAUCACAGUGUCCUAUGAAGCUAAGUGGAUAUAUUUUUCCCUCUCAAUCCUGGAACUGGCAAUAGGGAUUCUUAGCAAUGCGUUCAUUGUGUUGGUGAAUGCCUGGGAUCUAGUGAGGAGGCACCAGCUGUCCAAAUUUGACUCUGUCCUGCUAUGCCUUGGCGCCUCUCGGAUCUUCCUACAGAUUUUGCUCUUUAUGGAUGCUCUUCACCUCACCCAUUUUCAAGUGAUGAGGGACCCACUGAGCAUCAAGUACAAAACCGUCAUCUUAUUUGGGAUGCUUGUCAACCAAACCAGCCUCUGGCUUGCCACCUGGCUUAGCAUUCUCUACUGUGCAAAGAUUGCCCGAGUCUCUCAUGCCUUUCUAAUAUGGCUUAAAGGCUGGCUCCUCAUGACCAUCCCCCAGCUGUUACUAGGUUCCCUGAUUUUCCCUUGGCUCAGUUUCUUUCCUUGUAUAUGGAAACAUUUUAGUUUAUCCUACUCCAACUCUACAGUUUCUUUCUCUGGGAACAUCACAGAGAAUAGCAUAAAGGAGAGAUUCAUUUUUUUCCAUUUCUUUCUUCUUUGCAAUUUGGGCAAUAUCUUUCCCUUCCUGCUCUUCCUGGCAUCUUCCAGCAUCCUUAUCAUCUCCUUAGGAAGACACAUGAGGACAAUGACAGCUCAGACUACUGGCUCUGGAGACCCCAGCCUGGAGGCUCACAUCAUUGCCCUCAGGUCCUUGAUUUCUUUCCUUUUGCUCUAUGUAAUAGGUUUUGUAGCUACCCUAGCGGCAGUCCCCUUCACCUUACUUAUUUCCAGCAAGAUUGGGGUGAUGGUAUGUGUGGGGAUAAUGCUCACUUCUCCCUCAGUACACUCGAUCAUUCUGAUCCUCAGCAACAACAAGCUGAAAAGAGUUCUCAAAAGCAUUCUGUACUGGCUUCGGUACUUUCUAAAGGCAUGCAUAGUAUAA
Messenger RNA from Monodelphis domestica (gray short-tailed opossum), 969 nucleotides. RefSeq names its product taste 2 receptor member 38 (gene TAS2R38). Gene Ontology annotation, biological process: detection of chemical stimulus involved in sensory perception of bitter taste; G protein-coupled receptor signaling pathway; sensory perception of taste. Gene Ontology annotation, cellular component: membrane. The record is from RefSeq and is marked provisional. Gene Ontology annotation, molecular function: G protein-coupled receptor activity; bitter taste receptor activity. Lineage: Eukaryota; Metazoa; Chordata; Mammalia; Didelphimorphia; Didelphidae.